Messenger RNA from Manis javanica (Malayan pangolin), 3023 nucleotides. RefSeq names its product mucin like 3 (gene MUCL3). NCBI's taxonomy places the organism in Eukaryota, Metazoa, Chordata, Mammalia, Pholidota, Manidae. The record is from RefSeq and is a predicted model, not a curated record.
UCCAACAUGGCCCAGCCAGCCUACUGGGUCCGUUCCAUCUGUGGCCUCCAGUGCUGCCUCCUCCUCCUUCUAGCUUCUCGGAAGGCAGGUGCUACUGCACUUCAAGGACUUCAGAAAACUGGUGAAUCACCAACAUCUAAUCAUUUGUUCCCUCCUGCACCAGGCCCUGGUUGCAGUGCUUUCUCUGACUACACUGCUCCUCAUUCAGGACACAGCUCUCUAGACCUCCUUAAACUGAAAGAACCCUCUACACCAAAACAUCAUUGCAAUACCACACACUCAUCCCAGAGGUUUAACAAAACUAUAGAUAAUUCCAAAAACUCUACAACUCAUCAUAUUGUUUAUGAUAUUCCUCACAGUUCUAACCAAAACUCUGGCCAUCAAAGAAAAAACCCAAUUAUCCAGAAUGGACAGUCUGUUGAUCCUAAAUCCACUAACACACAUAAAGGAUCAUCCGGUACAAAAUAUCCAACAGCAGCCCCCAAGAGAAAAACGACUUGUAAGACCAAAACAGGCAAACCAAUAGUAAGAAGCACAGCUAAUAUUGGAAGAACUCUGGAAAAGGACAACAGAAAAAACAUUACUUUCAAUAGUACACACUCCACCUCACACCAGACGGUAACUCCUUCCCACAAGUCAGCCAAUACAGAGAUCAAAAAGCUCACAUCAUCAUCAGAAAAAAUCUCACCAGCCAUGAGGAUAUCACACAAUGAGACAAGGAGCCCAAAAAGUUCAGGAGUUGAAGAACAUAAAACAGAUAGUAAUCACAUAACUGUACUUGCCUCGGACAAGACUCCGAGAAUGAUUACAGUAUACACAGAAAAGAUUGCACCAGCCGUUGAAAAGACAACACAAACACCAUCAAACUCAACAAAACAAAGACCAAAGACCACAUCAGCAAAUUGUAAGACCACAAGAGCCAAAGUAAACACUCUGAAUCCUGGAGAAAAGUCCUUAUCAGCAGAUGAAAAGACGACAAAGUCCACGGUAAAGCCCCCGGAACGUAGAACAGUAAGAAGCACAGCUAAUAUUGGAAGAACUCAGGAAAAGGACAACAGAAAAAACAUUACUUUCAAUAGUACACCCUCCACCUCACACCAGACCGUAACUCCUUCCCGCAAGUCGGUCAAUACAGAGAAUGAUACAAGAAGCCCCAAAAUGACGACAUUUGCUCAAAAGAAGACCGCAAGAGUCUCAACAAAGUCCACACGGGUUGAACAAGAGACCACCUCAGCCUUUGAAAAGAUUACGCCAUCCCCAGGGAAGCUGAUGGAACAUAAGGACAAGACCACAUGGGCAAAUGAGACCACAAGAGCCCCAGCAAAGUCUACAAAGUGUACAAAAAUUGGAGAAAAGGGCACAUCAGCCACUGAGAUCAUAAAGCCUGCAGAAAAUCCAGGAAAAAAUACAGCAGCCACAGAGACUGUGACACCUCUAGUCAAGGUCACAAGAGACAAAUCUAUCACUACCAUCUCUCCUCGUCCAAACAAAACCAAUUUGACCCAUCAGCUGCUCACUGGUUAUAUUAAAUUCACCUCCAUGCUGGAAACCCCUGGCAACAAAAGCCAUCCAAACCACAACAAAGGCGACUCACAAGGAGGUCUCCAUGCUGCAGAGGUCAGAGAGAAUCCAUUCCCUGCAUGGGCCAUAGUUGUUGUGGUCCUAUUGGCUGUGAUUCUCUUCCUGGUGUUCCUUGGCCUGAUCUUCUUGAUUUUCUACCUAAUGAAAACACGUCGUGCACUCAUCCAGAACACAGAUCCAGAGGAGAACUACCCAGAGAAUGAAGGGGGCCCCAAUUCCUACCCAGUGUACCUGAUGGAGCAGCAGAAUCUCAGCAUGGGCCAGAUCCCUUUGCCACGAUGAUCUUUUAAAAACUGCCCACCACCAGGACUUCCAUGUCCUGCCUUUUUCCUGGAUGAGGACUUAGAUUCACAAUUCCUAUUCCUGCACUCCAGGAAGGGCAAAGUACUGACAGUUAAUAGCAUUAACCAUUCAUCUGCUGUGUUCUCACUGAAACUGGUCAAGGUUUGAGGUGAUAAGCAAGAAGGAUGUGUUUGGGUGAUAGGAAAGAAAGAAUAAAUAAUACAAGCAAGUAUUCUCAGUAGAAGAUGGGGGAUAGGAAAGAAAGAAUAAAUAACACAAGCAAGUGUUCUUGUAGAACAUGAUGGUCUGGGAGCGAAAAGGUGUUUGAUGGAUGCAUAUGGUGGGAGCCAAUACAGGACACUGAGUCUUGGGAGGGACGGCAUGACUAAGCGAAGUUCAGGAGCCUUAAAGGAAAAUGCCCUAGAUCUGACUGCGAAUCAGAGUUUUCGGAGGAGAGACUGAGGACAGCGCCCCCAGGUUUCAGAACCAGUCUACAUUAUUUCCAUCUACUACUACUACUUAGAGUUUGUGUGUAAACAGCCAUGUCUCUGAGUUCCCAGGGCCCUUGCCCCGCUGAACCUCCACUUUUUAAUGAAAAAGAAAAAGGAUUUGAGAAGAAGAGAGAAUAUUUCCUUCUCCUCUCUAUUCCCAGGAGAAAGGAAAAUUCCAGAAAAGAUUAUAAGUAUCUCUCACCCAGAUUGAUCUUCCUUCUUUCUUGUGAAUCCCUUAGCUUUUCCUAUAUGUCUACAGUGGUCAUCCGGCUGGUUUGGCUUGCUGGGUUGUGGGUAGCACGCAUGGAGGGUUUCUGUAUGACCUGCAGUCUCAUCCAUUGAUUCCCAUACAGACCUUCCCUAAUGAUGUUUCCCAUUGAUCAUUCAAUUUCCUGUCUCUUCUACUAAAAGCCAGUAUUGGCUUUUUUAAAUGUAAGAGUUACCUAUCUUCUCUACUGCCGAAUGCUUUCUCCUCAGACCUUCACCCCAGAUUCUGACUUCCUUCUUAUAGGCAUUUCAUCUGUGUAUAUUUUCUGGAUUUUUCUCUCCAACUUAUUAAAGCACUUUGACCUGUUACUGAUUGGGUAGAGGGGGAAAGGGAGAGUCAACAGAUGAUGGAUAGCUUCCUUCUAUCUACUGGUCUUUUUAUAAUAAAGUGUAAAAUAUUUA